GGCUCAAACUGGUCCUCCUGCCUCCACCUCCCACAGGGGUGGGUUCCAGACUUGUGCCACUGUGAGGACCCACUCGCCUGAGACCUACGAGUGCUGGAGCCCAAGCUUCGUCUGGGCGGGGAUGUAGUGGGAGAUGCUGGCUGUUGGGGAACCAGGAUGCUGGCAGUGGGGCAGAUUGUCGCCCCCUUGGGGUGUGUGGCCCAAGUUCUGCAGUCCUCUCCUGCCUGUGGAUGCCCAAGGGGGCGCCCUUGAGAAGCCCAGCCAGCCCUGCUCCUCCGCCCUGGGGCUGCAUGGGUGCUGUCAGCCACAGCCAGGGCUGUUCCCUGGGUGGGCGGCUCUCAGCCCCACGCCCUCCACCCCGCUGCAGCCUGCAUCAUGGGACUCCCGGGUCACGGUGCCUCUCGCAGGGGCAGCGAUCGGUCCAGGGGUCCGCGCGGGUAGGCUCAGCGAAGGCCUCCACUCCGCUGUCACGGAGGUGGCUCGAGCCCCACCCGGCGCGCCUCUGUAGCUGCCUCAUGAAUAUUCAGGACGCUUUGGGCCAAUCAACGCAGGAAAGCGCCCAGCCCCGCAAGAGGGACACUACAGGUCUGGCGGAAGUUGCUUCCGAGAGCGUCGGUCUUCAGGAGAGAGUUCCGGCAGACGUAGAGGUGGUUUUCUUUGGUUCUUGCCUGAGAGUCGCCAUGGCUGCGGUGGAUUCUGAUGUCGAAUCGCUACCGUGUGGGGGUUUCCGCUGCUGCCUCUGCCACGUUACUACAGCCAACCGACCCAGCCUAGAUGCCCACUUGGGAGGCCGGAAGCACCGGCAUCUGGUAGAACUUCGAGCUGCCAGAAAGGCCCAGGGCCUUCGGAGUGUGUUUGUCAGUGGUUUUCCCAGGGAUGUGGAUUCUGCAGAGCUCUUUGAAUACUUCCAGGCAUUUGGACCUGUGGCCAGUGUGGUCAUGGAUAAAGACAAGGGAGUGUUUGCCAUUGUGGAGAUGGGGGACAUGGGCUCCCGGGACGCUGCCCUGGCCCAGCCCCAGCACAGCCUUCGAGGACAGCGCCUGCGUGUGCGGCCUCGCGAGCAGAAGGUGUUCCAGAGCCCGGCCUCCAGGGCCCCCCGUGGUGCAGCCCCCGAGGACAGUGACCAGCUGCUCAGUACGCUGGCUGUGGCCCCAGAUGUGGGCACACAGAUGAUGAAGCUGGUGGCACUGCGGGAACUGUCUGAGGCGGAGCGGCAGCUACGGUGCCUGGUGGUGGCCCUGAUGCAGGAAGUCUUCACAGAGUUCUUCCCUGGCUGUGCAGUCCACCCUUUUGGCUCUUCCACAAAUAGCUUUGAUGUCCACGGCUGUGAUCUUGACCUCUUUCUGGAUCUGCAGGAGCUGGAUGAGCCCCAGCAGGUCCAGAAGUCUCCAAAGUCUCCGUCCUUGGACUCAGCCCUAGCCUCACCCUCGGAUCCUCAAGCCUGCACCCCAGCCUCUCCUGUGGACUCGCGGCCCCCAACGUCUCCCCAAGACUCUGAGGCCCUGGUCUUCGAGACUCUGUCCUCCUUCCUAGCACCCCAGACGCCAGACUCUGCCCUAGCCUCUCCUCAGUCCCUGCCUCCAGCCUCACCACUGCAGGAGGAUAGGGGUGAGGGGGACCCCGGGAAGGCCCUGGGUGUGGCAGAGGCCUUGGGUGGCGAGAAGCCGGCGGGAGCGGCCAUGCUGGAGCUGGUGGGCUCCAUCCUGCGGCGCUGUGUCCCUGGUGUUUACCGCGUCCACAGCGUGCCCUCGGCCCGGCGUCCUGUGGUGAAGUUCUGCCAUCGGCCCUCCGGGCUUCAUGGUGACGUCUCCCUCGGUAACCGGUUGGCCCUGCACAACUCCCAAUUCCUGAGCCUGUGCUCUGAGCUGGAUGUGCGAGUCCGACCCCUCGUGUACACUGUCCGCUGCUGGGCACAGGGCCGAGGGCUGACAGGGAGCGGCCCCCUCCUCAACAACUAUGCUCUGACCCUGCUCGUGGUCUACUUCCUGCAGACCCGGGACCCCCCUGUGUUGCCCACGGUGGCCCAGCUCACCCAGAAAGCAGGUGAGGGGGAGCAGGUAGAAGUGGAUGGCUGGGACUGCAGUUUCCCCAGGGAUGCCUCAAGCCUGGAGCCCAGCACCAACGUGGAGCCCCUGGGUGCUCUGCUGGCCCAGUUCUUCUCCUGUGUCUCCUGCUGGGACCUCCAUGGCUCUCUGCUAUCCCUUCGGGAGGGCAGGGCGCUGCCUGUGGCUGGGGCACAGCCUGCCAUACUCUGGGAGGGUCUGCGUCUAGGCCCCAUGAAUCUCCAGGAUCCCUUUGAGCUGAGUCACAACGUGGCUGCCAACGUGACCGGUCGAGUGGCUGGGAGGCUGCAGAAUUGCUGUCGGGCUGCAGCCAGUUACUGCCGGAGCCUGCAGUAUCAGCGCCGCUCUGCCCGUGGCCGGGACUGGGGGCUGCUGCCGCUGUUGCAGCCAAGCUCCCCUACCUCGCUGCUGGCGGCCACUCCGAUCCCCCUGCCGGUGGUGCCCUUCCCCCAGCUGAGCAUUGCCAUGGUCCAAGUGCUGCGGGACGCACUGGGGUGCCAGGUUGAACAGGGGACAAAGCGGUCACGGCCCAGAGGGUUGGAGGAGUCUGCGCAGGGAGGAGCUGGGAAGAGACUGAAGCUAGAUGGGCACGGAGAGGGCGGCGGGGACGGGGCCCAGGCCCAGGAGCCGUGGGGACAUGCAGGGGACCUCCGCAGAGAAGCAGUGGAGGCGAUGGUCGUGGAGGUUGGCGAGGUGGUGCAGGACUGGGCUAUGUGGGGCCCCGGGCAGCCAGGGAACCCACCGGCGGUGGCAGGCCUGCGUCCCGGCCCCUGCGAGGAGGGGGGUGACACGGGGGCCGAGUGGUUGGCGACUGAGGCCCGCGUGACCCAGGAGCUGGCCAGGCCCGACGGUGGGGAGCAGGGAGCAGGGGCUGAGCCCCUCGUGGCCUUCGUGGUGAGCGCAUCAGAAGCCGACCGGAUGCUCACGGUGACCCCGCUGCGGGAUGCACAGGGUCUGUUCCCUGAGCUGCACCACUUCCUGCAGGGCUUCAUGCCCCAGGCGCUGCGCCAAGCAAUAAAGCAAUGA
Fukomys damarensis (Damara mole-rat) is the source of this 3089-nucleotide messenger RNA. It is a transcript of the gene Tut1, whose product is annotated as terminal uridylyl transferase 1, U6 snRNA-specific. Gene Ontology annotation, molecular function: zinc ion binding; RNA binding; poly(A) RNA polymerase activity. Gene Ontology annotation, cellular component: mitochondrion. Bases 231 to 3089 code for a protein of 952 amino acids. The record is from RefSeq and is a predicted model, not a curated record. NCBI's taxonomy places the organism in Eukaryota, Metazoa, Chordata, Mammalia, Rodentia, Bathyergidae. The transcript has 11 exons.